Molecule: messenger RNA, 606 nt
Organism: Coniophora puteana RWD-64-598 SS2
Lineage: Eukaryota; Fungi; Basidiomycota; Agaricomycetes; Boletales; Coniophoraceae
Exons: 2
Coding region: 1-510 (169 amino acids)
Source: RefSeq, a predicted model, not a curated record
AUGUCUUACCCCAAUAACACUAUCGACAACCGAUUUAAGGUUGGAGCGCUCUACCUGGGUUUGUGGGCGCGGGACACACCCGAGGCUACGUACCAUUGGGGAUUGUACCAUCACCGUGACAGUGCAUCAGGCUACAAAUAUCAUAUCAAGAAUGGAGCGCCCGGUUUCUGGGUUACUGAUCAUGGCAAAAGCUCCCGCUGCAUGAAAUCGAUAGCUCUUAUUGGUUUUAUGCGUAUUGGCCACUGUAUAGCCAAUGACAUAGCGAAACUAGACAAGGUCUUCGGAGGCAUGCCACUGAACCGGAUCCCACCCGGAUAUCCUGCCUUAACAUGCAAAACCUGGACGCUGCACGCUGUAGCUCUUCUCGAAGCGGCUGGCUUCGUCAUGUGCAGUGACCUGGAAGCACUUUACGCAGAGAUACUCAAAUGGGGUUCGUCAGAAUACGAGCCCACCAUGCUCAACGUUCAACCUCGCACGAUUAUCGACUCGCAAUCUUGUGUGCUAGCUUAAUUAUAACGGAGGCUAUGUUUUGCACCGGACACCCGUCUUAGGGGUUCGCGCACGCUUUGCUGUACUUCCAUCACGGUCACUUUCACUACAAAUAUU